CGAUGACAGGCAGAAACUGAGGAGCACUGGGAGCUGUCUGUUCCUUCGCAGAUCUUUCCCUCUAGCUGACAGCAUCAGACACACCAAGAAACAUGCCUGAGCAAAGCAAUGAUUACAGGGUUGUUGUGUUUGGGGCUGGAGGAGUCGGCAAAAGUUCUUUGGUCUUGAGAUUUGUGAAGGGCACUUUCAGAGAGAGCUAUAUCCCUACAAUUGAAGACACCUAUCGGCAAGUGAUCAGCUGUGAUAAGAGUAUCUGCACUUUGCAGAUCACCGACACUACUGGGAGCCAUCAAUUUCCAGCCAUGCAACGUCUUUCUAUUUCUAAAGGACAUGCAUUCAUUUUGGUUUACUCAAUCACCAGCCGACAGUCCUUGGAAGAACUCAAGCCCAUCUAUGAACAAAUCUGUCAGAUUAAAGGAGAUGUAGAAAGCAUUCCAAUAAUGCUAGUGGGGAAUAAAAAUGAUGAGAACCAAAAUCGAGAGGUGGACAGCAAUGAAGGAGAAGCCAUGGCCAAGAAAUGGAAGUGCGCCUUUAUGGAGACCUCUGCCAAACUGAACCAUAAUGUGAAAGAGUUAUUCCAGGAGCUGCUAAACCUAGAGAAACGCAGGACUGUGAGUUUACAGAUUGAUGGCAAAAAAAGCAAGCAGCAGAAAAGGAAAGAGAAGCUGAAAGGCAAAUGUGUGGUGAUGUGAAAUUGCAUUGCCAUGAGUCAGUCACACAGUCUCAUCUAUCUGACAAAAGCAGUGUAAAACCUAUAGAAAACAGAGAACCAUACAAGACCCUAUUUAUUAGCAUCUGUUUUAAAAGAAGUAUUUG
This is a messenger RNA of Tinamus guttatus (white-throated tinamou), 816 nucleotides long. Its product is annotated as GTP-binding protein Di-Ras2. Gene Ontology annotation, cellular component: membrane. Gene Ontology annotation, biological process: signal transduction. NCBI's taxonomy places the organism in Eukaryota, Metazoa, Chordata, Aves, Tinamiformes, Tinamidae. Gene Ontology annotation, molecular function: GTP binding; GTPase activity. The record is from RefSeq and is a predicted model, not a curated record.